Emericellopsis atlantica is the source of this 1449-nucleotide messenger RNA. RefSeq lists its product as uncharacterized. NCBI's taxonomy places the organism in Eukaryota, Fungi, Ascomycota, Sordariomycetes, Hypocreales, Bionectriaceae. Bases 1 to 1449 code for a protein of 482 amino acids. The transcript is spliced from 3 exons. The record is from RefSeq and is a predicted model, not a curated record.
AUGCUUCGGACGCGCACUAUCAACAUUGCGAGGAAGGAAGGCGACAUAUCGUCAGUGUUCCGCUCACUCUCUGGCAGCGAUGAAGCGGAAAGACUGCCCCAGCGCUUCGCGGAUGUGAAGAGAUCCCUGGUCCGAGAUAGGGAUGCUCUCCAUGCAAGCUGGGACCGGCUUUUGGUGAAGCUCAGAGACGAGACACAAAUCGUCAAGGCGCAAGGCUCGAGCUGCAUCCCUCAAAUUGACUUUGCGGAUAUACAAAAUGCCCCAAGCGAAUUCAGCUCAGCCCUCCGGAAGCGUGGAGUCGCCAUUGUCAGAGGCGUAGUUCCUGAAAAGGAGGCGCGUGGGUUCAAGGAGGAGACUGAGCGAUACGUAGCAGCAAAUCCUUCCACAAAGGCGUUCCCAGCAGAUAAUCCGGCCGUCUUCGAGCUGUAUUGGUCGAGACCUCAGCUCGCGGGUCGCCUUCACCAGAACAUGCUGGAUGUCCAGCGUUUCCUGAUGUCUCAUUACCAUUCUCAGACACCACACGCCAUGUGCUCAACACAGCAGCCUCUGGUGUACGCAGACCGCAUUCGCAUCCGUCAACCUGGAGACGCCGGGUUUGCUCUAGGACCACACAUCGACGGUGGCAGCGUUGAGCGGUGGGAGAAGGAAGGCUACGGCAAGGGUCACGUAUACGAUAAGGUGUUUGAGGGCAAGUGGGAGGAGUUUGACCCGUGGGAGCUCAGCACCCGACUCGACGCGACACAAGACCUAUACCAGGGAGCUGGAGCCUGCUCAAUGUUCCGCAUGUUCCAGGGCUGGCUGAGCAUGUCGCACACUGGCCCACGCGAGGGCACCCUGUUGGUGAACCCUUUGCUCUCACUUUCCACAGCGUACUACCUUCUUCGACCCUUUUUCACGCCGAAACGCCAGCCGACUCAGCCUAGCAGCCCGUCAGAUUACCUCUCUGAAUACCUGGCCCCGGAUAAUUGGGUCUGGGCAGACGAAACGUCACCCAACAUUCAAGGUGCCUGGCCCGGGAACAGUCAGGAGCUGAACCACACAUGGCACCCUCACCUCGACUUGCCCCACACCAUGGUGCACGUCCCUCAGAUCAAGCCAGGAGACUAUGUGGCAUGGCACUGCGAUACGAUUCAUGCGGUUGACAUGGUCCAUGAGGGCCAGUCGGACUCGAGCGUCAUGUACAUACCUGCUUGCCCCAUGACAAAAAGCAACGUGGAGUAUGCGCGUCAACAGCGUGAGGAAUUCCUACAGGGGAUCCCGCCGGCUGAUUUCCCAGGGGGUGUAGGCGAAAGUCAGCAUGUUGGGCGACCUGAUGUGAAUGCGGUCAUGGCGAUGGCUGGUCAGGAUGCCCUGCGCGGGUUUGGUCUGGCACCGUUCGCUGUUAGUGAAGGGAGGAAUGAAGGAGAGAGGGUGAUGCUUAAGUACGGCAACGAGGUGAUGGGGUUUUAA